UAGUUGGUAUAGUGGUGAGGUUUUAAUGGGUGUAGGGUUAGUUGGUAUAGUGGUGAGGUUUUAAUGGGUGUAGGGUUAGUUGGUAUAGUGGUGAGGUUUUAAUGGGUGCAGGGUUAGUUGGUAUAGUGGUGAGGGAGGUUUUAAUGGGUGUAGGGUUAGUUGGUAUAGUGGUGAGGUUUAAAUGGGUGUAGGGUUAGUUGGUACAGUGGUGAGGUUUUAAUGGGUGCAGGGUUAGUUGGUAUAGUGGUGAGGUUUAAAUGGGUGUAGGGUUAGUUGGUAUAGUGGUGAGGUUUUAAUGGGUGAAGGGUUAGUUGGUAUAGUGCUGAGGUUUAAUGGGUGCAGGGUUAGUUGGUAUAGUGGUGAGGUUUAAAUGGGUGUAGGGUUAGUUGGUAUAGUGGUGAGGUUUAAAUGGGUGUAGGGUUAGUUGGUAUAGUGGUGAGGUUUUAAUGGGUGAAGGGUUAGUUGGUAUAGUGGUGAGGUUUUAAUGGGUGUAGGGUUAGUUGGUAUAGUGGUGAGGUUUUAAUGGGUGUAGGGUUAGUUGGUAUAGUGGUGAGGUUUUAAUGGGUGAAGGGUUAGUUGGUAUAGUGGUGAGGUUUUAAUGGGUGAAGGGUUAGUUGGUAUAGUGGUGAGGUUUUAAUGGGUGUAGGGUUAGUUGGUAUAGUGGUGAGGUUUUAAUGGGUGUAGGGUUAGUUGGUAUAGUGGUGAGGUUUUAAUGGGUGAAGGGUUAGUUGGUAUAGUGGUGAGGUUUUAAUGGGUGCAGGGUUAGUUGGUAUAGUGGUGAGGUUUUAAUGGGUGUAGGGUUAGUUGGUAUAGUGGUGAGGUUUUAAUGGGUGAAGGGUUAGUUGGUAUAGUGGUGAGGUUUUAAUGGGUGCAGGGUUAGUUGGUAUAGUGGUGAGGUUUAAAUGGGUGUAGGGUUAGUUGGUAUAGUGGUGAGGUUUUAAUGGGUACAGGGUUAGUUGGUAUAGUGGGGAGAUUUUAAUGGGUACAGGGUUAGUUGGUAUAGUGGUGAGGUUUUAAUGGGUGUAGGGUUAGUUGGUAUAGUGGUGAUGUUUUAAUGGGUGAAGGGUUAGUUAGGCCAAUUGUUUUUCACAAAGUAAUGAAUUCAUACCACAGAAUAGUAGGCUGAUACACAGCCAAUACAGUAGGUGGCGGCAUGCACCUAUAAUAUUUGUUUGCCGACAGCCAUAAUAGCAAAGAAGAAGAAUCGUCUCAAAUCGGCAGAAAAUUCACACGAAGAAGAAGCGCCCGCUCUUAGUCUUGACUUGGUCGCCAUCUAGUGGUCCACAAACAGUCUGCAGGGAGGGAGCGGGUGAAUCAUGUGGUUUGUCAUGUGAUGGUAAACAGGAAUUGAAUUGAAAAACUUGAAACGGUGAACAUUUAGCUAGCAACUACACUAUCCUAUAGGUGUAUACCUUAAGUGUAGAAGUGGGCCAGAGCCCGAAUUGCAGAGGUGCCUUGUAAGACCUAGACCGCCGCCAUGGUGGAUUUCCUGGCGGAGAACAACCUGUGUGGUCAGGCGGUGCUGAGGAUCGUGUCCCGGGGCAACGCUAUCAUAGCCGAGCUCCUCCGCCUCUCGGAGUUCAUCCCUGCUGUCUUCAGGCUCAAAGACAAGAGCGACCAGCAGAAAUAUGGAGACAUCAUCUGUGACUUCAGCUACUUCAAGGGUCCAGAGUACUACGAUAGUAAGCUCGAAGCCAAACCAGAGCUGCAGGAUCUGGACGAUGAGUUCCGGGAGAACAACAUAGAUAUCCUCUCACGAUUCUACCUGGCGUUUGAAAGUGUCCACAAGUACAUCGUUGAUCUAAUCAGGUACCUGGAUGACCUGUAUGAAGGAGUUUACAUUCAACAGACCCUGGAGACUGUUCUGCUGAAUGAGGAUGGAAAACAGCUCCUGUGUGAGGCGCUGUAUCUCUAUGGAGUCAUGCUGUUGGUUAUUGACCAGAAGAUGGAGGGAGAGGUCAGAGAGAGGAUGCUGGUGUCCUACUACAGAUACAGCGCUGCCCGUUCCUCAGCAGACUCCAACCUGGAUGACAUCUGUAAGCUGCUACGGAGUACAGGCUACUCCAGCCAGUCAGGGGCCAAACGGCCAGUUAACUACCCCGAGAGCUACUUCCAGAGAGUGCCAAUCAGUUCCACCUUCGUCAGCAUGGUCAUCGGGAGGCUGCGCUCUGAUGACAUCUAUAACCAGGUGUCUGCGUACCCUCUGCCUGAGCACCGCAGCACAGCGUUAGCUAACCAGGCUGCCAUGCUGUAUGUCUGUCUCUACUUCAUUCCCUCCAUACUUCAGACUCAACAGGCCAAGAUGAGGGAGAUAGUGGACAAGUACUUCCCUGAUAACUGGGUCAUCAGUGUCUACAUGGGAAUCACGGUGAAUCUGGUAGAGGCUUGGGAACCGUAUAAAGCUGCCAAGGUCGCCCUGAACUACACCCUGGACUCAGCCAAUAUCAGAGAGCAGGCCAGUCGUUACUCAGUCAGUAUGGAGGGCCUGAGGCCACAGAUCCAGCAGCUGCUGAAGGAAGGGUUCCUGAGGGAGGAGAUCGUCCUGGAUAACAUCCCCAAGCUGCUCAACUGUCUGCGGGACUGUAACGUCUCUAUCCGCUGGCUGAUGCUCCACACUGCAGACUCAGCCUAUGAUCCCAACAACAAGCGUCUGCGACAGAUCAAAGAUCAGGUGAUCAACGACUCCAAAUACAACCCCAAGAUCCUUUUCCAGUUACUCCUAGACACCGCCCAGUUUGAGUUCACUCUCAAAGAGAUGUUCAAGCAGAUGCUGUCAGAGAAGCAGCUGAAAUGGGAGAGCUAUAGGACCGAGGGGUCUGAGAGGAUGACGGAGCUGGCUGAGGUGUUCUCUGGGGUCAAGCCUCUAACCAGAGUGGAGAAGAAUGAGAACCUGCAGGCAUGGUUCAGGGAGAUCUCUAAGCAGAUAGAGUCUCUGAACUACGAGGACUCCACCGCUGCAGGCAGGAAGACCGUCCAGCUGAUACAGGCCCUCGUAGAGGUUCAGGAGUUCCACCAGUUGGAGUCCAACCUGCAGGUGUGUCAGUUCCUGGCUGACACCAGGAAGUUCCUUCACCAGAUGAUCAGAACCAUCAACAUCAAGGAGGAGGUCCUGAUCACCAUGCAGAUAGUAGGAGACCUGUCCUAUGCAUGGCAGAUCAUAGACAGCUUCACGUCAAUCAUGCAGGAGAGUAUCAGAGUGAACCCAUCUAUGGUGACCAAGCUACGAGCAACCUUCCUAAAGUUGGCGUCUGCGUUGGACCUGCCUCUGCUGCGUAUCAACCAGGCUAACAGUCCAGAUCUGCUCAGUGUUUCUCAGUUCUACUCCGGGGAACUGGUGACCUACGUCAGAAAGGUGUUACAGAUCAUCCCUGAGAGCAUGUUCACCUCCCUGGCUAAGAUCAUCAAGCUGCAGAUCCAUGCCAUCAUGGAGGUUCCCACCAGACUGGACAAGGACAAGCUGAAGGACUACGCCCAGCUGGGGGCUCGCUACGAGGUUGCCAAACUCACCCACGCCAUCUCCAUCUUUACUGAAGGGAUUCUGAUGAUGAAGACCACGCUGGUUGGAAUCAUCAAGGUGGAUCCCAAGCAGCUCCUGGAAGAUGGUAUCAGGAAGGAGUUGGUGAGAAGAGUAGCCUACGCUCUUCACAAAGGACUUAUCUUUAACCCUAAGGCUAAGACCAGUGAGCUGAUGCCGAAGCUCAAGGAGAUGGCAGCCACCAUGGACGGGUUCUACCGGUCCUUUGAGUACAUCCAGGAUUACGUCUCCAUCUACGGCCUGAAGAUCUGGCAGGAAGAGGUCUCUCGUAUCAUCAACUACAACGUGGAGCAGGAGUGCAACAGCUUCCUACGCACCAAGAUCCAGGAUUGGCAGAGUGUCUACCAGUCGACCCAUAUCCCCAUCCCCAAGUUCCCCUCGGUCGAUGAGUCGGCCACCUUCAUCGGGCGACUCUGUAGAGAGAUCCUCCGCAUCACAGACCCUAAAGUGACGUGUUACAUGGACCAGUUGAACACCUGGUACGACCUGAAGACCCACCAGGAAGUGACCAACAACCGUCUGUUCUCUGAGAUACAGGACACCCUGGGGACCUUCGGUCUCAACGGGCUCGACAGGCUCCUCUGCUUCAUGAUCGUCAAGGAACUGCAGAACUUCCUGUUGGUGUUUCAGAAGACCAUCCUGAGAGACAAGGCUAUGGUGGAUGUCUUUAAAGCCAUGCUGAGCUCUGUUAAUCCCGUCAAAGGUAUUGUGGCAAAUGCCAGUAAAGUCUACGCCAACGCUGUGGCCAAAACACAGAAGAUCUGGGGUCCGUACUUGGAAUCCAUCAUGAAGGUUGGUCAGAUGCAGAUCCUGAGGCAACAGAUCGCCAACGAGUUGAACUACUCCUGCAAGUUUGACUCCAAACACCUCGCCGCUGCGCUGGAGAACCUCAACAAGUCUCUACUGGCUGAUAUAGAAGCCCACUACCAGGACCCCAGCCUUCCCUACCCCAAGGAGGACAACAACCUGCUGUAUGAGAUCACAGCCUCUCUGGAGGCAGCAGGCAUUCACAACCCACUCAACAAGAUCUACAUCACAACCAAGCGUCUGCCUUACUUCCCUAUCGUCAACUUCCUCUUCAUCAUCGCUCAGCUGCCUAAACUGCAGUACAGCAAAAACCAAGGGAUGACGUGCAGGAAAGCCACCGACCCGGUAGACUGGUCUCCUCUGGUUCUCGGCCUUCUCACUCUACUCAAACAGUUCCACUCCAGAUACACAGAGCAGUUCCUGGCUCUCAUUGGCCAAGUCAUACGCUCUGUCAUGGAACAGUGCACCAGUCAGAAGAUCCCGGACAUGCCGUCUGAUGUGGUGGGAGCUCUGAUGUUUCUGGAAGAUUACGUACGAUACACCAAACUGCCUCGCAAGGUGGCCGAGGCCCACGUGCCAAGUUUCAUCUUCGACGAGUUCAGGACAGUCCUGUGAAGAUCUGGAUAAAGGCCUCGAGUUCAGGACAGUCCUGUGAAGAUCUGGAUUAAAGGCCUCGAGUUCAGGACAGUCCUGUGAAGAUCUGGAUUAAAGGCCUCGAGUUCAGGACAGUCCUGUGAAGAUCUGGAUUAAAGGCCUCGAGUUCAGGACAGUCCUGUGAAGAUCUGGAUUAAAGGCCUCGAGUUCAGGACAGUCCUGUGAAGAUCUGGAUUAAAGGCCUCGAGUUCAGGACAGUCCUGUGAAGAUCUGGAUUAAAGGCCUCGAGUUCAGGACAGUCCUGUGAAGAUCUGGAUUAAAGGCCUCGAGUUCAGGACAGUCCUGUGAAGAUCUGGAUUAAAGGCCUCGAGUUCAGGACAGUCCUGUGAAGAUCUGGAUUAAAGGCCUCGAGUUCAGGACAGUCCUGUGAAGAUCUGGAUAAAGGCCUCUUCCUUUAACUUUCUGUUCAUUCAUUUAUUUUGACUUUAAUUAAUCUCUUGGUUACGUAAUGAGCUUUAAUGUGCUAAUGCUUUAGUAACACUGUAAAUAGUUGAAUGGUUUUUAAUAACAUCACGUGCUACCAACUUUGGUAUAAUGUCACUGUGGUAAUAUGUCAUUAAUUAAAUACAAAAUAAGCUUUGAAUAAAUCUAAUGGUAUAUCA
Salvelinus fontinalis (brook trout) is the source of this 5598-nucleotide messenger RNA. Its product is annotated as WASH complex subunit 5. The transcript has 29 exons. The coding region runs from base 1478 to 4957 and encodes 1159 amino acids. The record is from RefSeq and is a predicted model, not a curated record. Gene Ontology annotation, biological process: actin filament polymerization; endosome fission; endosome organization. Lineage: Eukaryota; Metazoa; Chordata; Actinopteri; Salmoniformes; Salmonidae. Gene Ontology annotation, cellular component: endosome; WASH complex.